Geodia barretti is the source of this 784-nucleotide messenger RNA. NCBI's taxonomy places the organism in Eukaryota, Metazoa, Porifera, Demospongiae, Tetractinellida, Geodiidae. The record is from the annotation of a GenBank genome assembly.
AUGACUUUCAUGAGAAGUCAAAUGAGUAAAGAUUUCAGGUUUCAACCGGUGUAUUCGGCACCUCAGACGAGGCUACUGGUAGCUAGACUAGUCAGCUACUGGAGAUAUUCUUUUGCUAGCUACGACACUGAUGCUCUAGUGUUGAGAAACCCUCAGCCACUGUAUGAGAGGUAUAGAGACGUGAAUGUGAUUGCCGGUGCGUCGGUACACUGGCCCCAGUGGGCCGGUGAGCUCUGGGGAUUCUCCAUGUGUCUUGGAGCCUUCAUGAUCAGAAGUAGUCCUGAAACAGAGCAGCUAUGGAAGGCGGUCAGCAAAACGUGGGGUAACUGGGGUAGUGAACAGGACCAGUUCAACCGAGCUCUUGUCGGCAGCAACAUUGCCUGGAAUCACACUCGCUCUAACAUGACAAAAUCUCAGUUCUGCCAACAUCCUUAUGCCUGGGAGGGAUUUACUCAAAAGGAGCCGAGAUCGCACAUCUUACUGUUGCCUCCACGGCAGUUCUGUCGCGGUGAGUGCUGUGACAAGACCGAGUAUCCUCUCUCUCACUCUCCGUUCAUCUUCCACGGGGGAGGCGGCAAUAUCGGAAUGUUCGCGGGCAAGAAACUCCACAUGAAAGAGUCGGGGGUGUGGUUUCUGCGGGAGGAUUGGGCACAGGUGUCGCAGUUUAGCGAAAAGACAGAGAGACACUGGUUAAAACAACUUUCAACUCUGUGAUAGUCACAAUAUCAUCUCGUGCUGAUCAUUCUUAUUCCUCUGUGAAUCAUCGUAACUUCAUUAAUUGUCA